AUGCGUUUGUUAAUUUUUCUACCCUCAAGAUGGCAGGGGAACUUUUGGCAGAGUUCACAUUAUCUGCAGUGGGUUCUGGACAAACAGGAUCUGAUGAAGGAGAGACAGAAAGAUCUCAAGUUCCUCACAGAGGAGGAGUACUGGAAACUGCAGAUAUUUUUUGCCAAUGUGAUUCAAGCCUUGGGCGAACACUUGAAACUCAGACAGCAGGUCAUCGCCACGGCAACUGUCUACUUUAAGCGUUUCUAUGCCAGGUACUCUCUGAAGAGCAUAGACCCUGUGUUAAUGGCCCCAACAUGUGUGUUUCUGGCCUCUAAAGUAGAGGAAUUUGGUGUCGUUUCGAACACUCGGCUUAUUUCAGCAGCAACGUCUGUGUUGAAAACAAGAUUCUCUUAUGCCUUCCCAAAGGAGUUUCCCUUCAGAAUGAACCACAUCCUGGAGUGUGAAUUCUACUUACUGGAGCUCAUGGACUGCUGUCUGAUUGUGUAUCACCCGUACAGGCCGUUAUUACAGUAUGUACAGGACAUGGGGCAGGAGGACAUGCUGCUGCCGCUGGCUUGGAGAAUAGUGAACGACACCUACAGAACAGACCUGUGUCUGCUUUAUCCUCCAUUUAUGAUUGCACUGGCCUGCCUGCAUGUGGCAUGUGUGGUUCAGCAGAAAGACGCCAGACAGUGGUUUGCUGAGCUCUCUGUGGACAUGGAGAAGAUCCUGGAGAUCAUCAGGGUGAUCCUGAAGCUCUAUGACCAGUGGAAGAACUUUGACGAUAGGAAGGAAAUCGCCGCUGUGCUCAACAAGGUGCCCAAACCCAAACCUCCUCCUAACAGCGAGACCGACCAGAGCUCAAACGGCAGUCAAAACAGCUCGUACAGUCAGUCCUAGAGCGUCAUCUGCUGGUGAACAUGAGGCAGAGCGAUCCACAGAGGCAAAAACGGCACAUCCUGGCACAUUUGAACGCUGCUUUUCACAAGCACAUUGUUUUCUGACCGUGAGAAAACUGAUUCCUGGCACACACACACACACACACAGAGAUCUUCUCUUUUCUCUCCUCUGGACUCUUCCAACCAAUCAAAGCAGACUCCACCUCCUUCCUUCUUUCCUUCCUUCCACAAAUCAGAGCAGUUGGAAUGAUGCCACUUACUACUUUCCACCAAUCAGAGCAGACAAAAUGACUAUACCUACGUCCUUCCACCAAUCAGAGCAGGAGGGGAGCGAACUGCUCACCAAUAAGAAAUCUGCUUUGAUUUAGAGUUGCCAAGCUUAAGGCUGUAGUGCUGAAUGUUAUGGACACACACACAACAUAAAAGUAUAAGUUCGAUGGUCUUGACUUCCUUGAAAAGUCUCAUGAAGCAAUGUGGAGGUUCUUUUGGGAACAAAGAAGACUUGAUUUUCUGUAUAUGAGAGUGAAGAAGAGAGAGUGUGUGUGUGUUGUUGAAUUAAUAUUGUAUGCGUGCCUCUCGUCGACCAUAUCACAGUUUUGUAUUCCUCAGGGAAACGGAUCAGUCCUCUCUACAAAGUGGCUGGUUGUAAACUGAUUGGCCACAGGGCUAUGUGACGUGAUCUUUUUCAAACCCUCGUACUGUGUAAAUCAACUCCUGAUUGGAUGCUUGAACGUUUUUUUGUUGACGUGAGUGGAUGUGAGUUCGCCACUGUGAGAUUUAGUGAUAUGGAUAGUUUGAUUUGAUCACAAAAAUGCUCCCUAAUCGCAUUGUAAAUAUGCUUUCCUUCUAUACCCCUUUUAUUCUAUAGUUAUACUGUAUGUUGUGUAGUGUUGCUUUCGUUUUGUUAUUUUAAUUUGAUGUAUUAACAGCGCACAAAGUGAUCGUUCCCCAAAAUAUUUACAUUUGCUCAUCAUCUACUCAACUUCAGGUGGAUGAGUUUUUUUCCUGCACUCAAAAAAUUGCUGUUUGUUCAAACUACUUAUUAAAAAUGAGCUGAAUCAACACAAUUAUUGUUUUGUUUUUGGACAACUUAACUGUUUUAAGUUUAAUCCACUUAAAUUUGUAACAACUAUUAAGUUAUAGUGUAAAACAAUUAAGUUGUCCCCUUCCCACCAAAGAAAAAAAUCAAGAAUUGUGUUGUUUCAGCUCAAUUUAAAUAAGUAGUUUGAACAAACUACGGAUUUACGGAUUUAUUUUUUACGGAUCAUAUUUACAGAUAUAUUUAAUCAUUUUUAAAACCGUUGACCAAACAUUUUAUAGUGUACAUGGUGAAAAUAUCAGAUUCAGAAUGAGCUUCAUUCGCCA
Messenger RNA from Danio aesculapii, 2246 nucleotides. RefSeq names its product cyclin C (gene ccnc). Gene Ontology annotation, molecular function: cyclin-dependent protein serine/threonine kinase regulator activity. NCBI's taxonomy places the organism in Eukaryota, Metazoa, Chordata, Actinopteri, Cypriniformes, Danionidae. The transcript has 13 exons. The record is from RefSeq and is a predicted model, not a curated record. Gene Ontology annotation, biological process: positive regulation of transcription by RNA polymerase II. Gene Ontology annotation, cellular component: mediator complex; nucleus. The coding region runs from base 1 to 882 and encodes 293 amino acids.